Messenger RNA from Guyanagaster necrorhizus, 1423 nucleotides. RefSeq names its product NAD(P)-binding protein. The transcript has 7 exons. NCBI's taxonomy places the organism in Eukaryota, Fungi, Basidiomycota, Agaricomycetes, Agaricales, Physalacriaceae. Bases 242 to 1279 code for a protein of 345 amino acids. The record is from RefSeq and is a predicted model, not a curated record. Gene Ontology annotation, molecular function: oxidoreductase activity, acting on NAD(P)H, oxygen as acceptor. Gene Ontology annotation, cellular component: intracellular anatomical structure.
CUUUCGCAAGUUGCACGAGCAUUGCAUAGAAUCGAUUGUCGCAUUUGUUAGGCAAUAUUAUUUUGGCUCCACCCCUUUAUGUACUUGGAAUUCUGCGGAAGUACUUAUAACAGGGUCCAUCGCAAAAACCCUAACCACUACUUUGGCUCCUUACCACCAUUUACCCUUUACCGGUCACCGUUCUCACCGUUCUCUCCUACCACUAGCUCUUCGCACACGCUGUUCAUUGUCUUCCCUCGCCAUGCCGAUAUCAGACCGUAGCAGAAACGGCUCCCCUCUCCGCCCCGCCUUCAUCGCGACGUCGUCAUACAAACCCGACAGCAUGCAGGUCGCCGACGAGCUCCACCCUGUUAUUCACUCUGGCCGUGUCGUCGUCAUCACAGGCGCCGCCAGCGGGAUUGGCAGGGCUGCUGCGCUGGAAUUCGCCAAGCUUGAGCUGAAGGUCGCCCUGGCUGAUAUAGACGAAGAGAAACUAAAAGCUGUGGGCAAAGAUGUGGCUGCCGUGGUGGGCGAUGCCAACGUGCUCGUCGUGCCCACGGAUGUGGCCAAGCUUGAGGAGGUUGUGAGGCUCAGGGACAAAGUCUACGAGCUCUGGGGUGAGGUGAGGAUCAUGAAUUGCCAGUGGUCCUGCUCUCCCCCUUCAUCACUCCCCCGGCCUCUGGACCCCGUCGCUGUUCUGAUGAACAAUGCUGGUAUUGGUGCUGAAGGCACGUCGUGGGAUGGCAUCGAGAACUGGAAGAAAAUUUUUGAUGUCAAUCUUUUUGGAAUUGUAAAUGUGCAGCAGACUUUCGUCCCGUCUAUGCUUCAUCAAGAAAACCAAGCCAUGAUCAUCAACACUGGCUCAAAGCAGGGCAUCACCAAUCCUCCGGGCAAUGCAGCAUAUAACGCAUCCAAAGCCGCUGUGAAGAGCUUGACAGAGGGUCUGGCCUAUGAGUUGAGGGAACGUCCUCAUUCCAACGUGACCGCUCACCUGUUCAUCCCCGGAUGGACCUUCACACCCCUAGCUGGUUCCCUUCACUUCACAAGCAAACCGGAAGGAGCAUGGGCUCCCGAAGAAACAGUGCUCUACAUGAUCGACAAGGCGCGGAAUGGGGACUUUUAUAUUCUCUGUCCAGAUAAUGAGACGAAGAGGUUAGUAGACGAGCUGAGGAUCAUGUGGAGCGCGGGGGAUAUUGCUGAGGGCAGACCGGCGCUUAGUCGAUGGCACAGGGACUAUAAGGCAUUGUUCGAGGAGUAUAUGCGAGACGGGUUGGCGAGCAGUGAUAGUGGGAGAGCGUGAAAUGGUGUGGUAGAAUCACUGCGUAGACAAUUUGUUCAAGAGACUCUGUAGUAGUAGUACCUUUUGUUCUAGUACCUUGUUUUCUGCUUUGUAUGGAUGGAUGGAUGGAUGUAAAAGAAAUUACCUUUGCAUAGUGAAGAUCGC